AUGCCAGAGUUUAUUGUAGAAAAGUGUAUAGAGCGGGUUGAUAAUCAUUUUCAGUUAGUUUUAUUAGCAAGUCAAAGGACGCAUGAUUUAAAUACGGGAGCAAGCAAUCCAGCUCAAGUAGUUAAAUCUAAAGGGCGUAAAAAUGUUGUAGUAGCCUUAUAUGAGAUAGCGGAAAAAAAAGUAUGUGUUCAUGAGCUAUUUAACUUGUUAAUAGGUAGAUGCAAGGAGUACAUGAAGGGAAAUACAGGUAACGCCUGUAAUACCAAUAAAGGUAAAUUACAAGGUAUUCAGAGUAGCGAUACAGAUGUUUAA
Molecule: messenger RNA, 312 nt
Organism: Cinara cedri
Lineage: Eukaryota; Metazoa; Arthropoda; Insecta; Hemiptera; Aphididae
Source: the annotation of a GenBank genome assembly